This is a messenger RNA of Henningerozyma blattae CBS 6284, 4707 nucleotides long. RefSeq names its product ubiquitin-protein ligase RKR1 (gene RKR1). Lineage: Eukaryota; Fungi; Ascomycota; Saccharomycetes; Saccharomycetales; Saccharomycetaceae. Bases 1 to 4707 code for a protein of 1568 amino acids. The record is from RefSeq and is a predicted model, not a curated record. The transcript has a single exon. Gene Ontology annotation, biological process: ribosome-associated ubiquitin-dependent protein catabolic process; rescue of stalled cytosolic ribosome. Gene Ontology annotation, cellular component: cytosol; RQC complex. Gene Ontology annotation, molecular function: ribosomal large subunit binding; zinc ion binding; ubiquitin protein ligase activity.
AUGUCCUUUGGUGGCACCAAUACUUUCCAACAAUUUUCAACUGAUUUUGGCUUGGGUCAUAAUGGUGUCAAAAUUUCAUUAAGUUAUUUUGAUGGUAACCCAGAACCAUCUUUAAUGAAUGCACUAAAAAGUAAUCAAUUGAAAUUGAUCUUCAAAUCUCUAUUGAAGAGAGAUGAAACAACUAAAGAAAAGGCUCUAGCAGAAUUAACUCCAUUGAUUAAGGAAUCUAAUUUAGAUCUCUUCAAUGAUGAUAUUUUCCCCUUAUGUUGGUCUCAAAUUUAUUCAAAAUUAAUUAUUUGUGAUUCAAAAAAUAUUAGAAUCAAUUCACAUAAAAUUACACUUUUAUUAAUUGACUUGUUAAAAAAGCACGUUUCAAAAUAUUUAAAAGAUUUUAUCCCAUUUGUUUUAUUAGGAAGUUGUGAUUCAGAUAAUUUAGUAUCCUCCACAACAGCACAAUCUUUAUUCGUCUGUUUUAAUAAAGAUGGAAAAAAAGGUAAAACUUUAUGGAUUGUCUUUUAUGAGCAAAUAUUGCAACUAAUCAAGGAUAUCAUUAUACUUCAGAACACAGUAACUAUAUCUGAUGAAUCUCAUACUUCCAAAGAAAAUGCAGAACUAAGAUAUAACAGAUUAUUACUAAAUUCCAUCUCCAUGUUGAUGCAAUUGUUACAAAAGAUUGAUAUUAAGACAAUUGAUAAUAAAAUAGCAUCGAAUCUAUUAAAAGAAAUAUUAACAGAAGAAUCAUUUUGGAAAUUAUUUUCUUUAAAAAACUCAAGCUCAUAUAAGACCUCUGAAAAUUUGUUAAAGUUAAUUGUAAUCCUAUAUAAAACAGAUUAUUUAUUUGAAAAUAAAUCUAUUUUAAAAUUAUUUUCAAGGACUUUAUUAAAAUCUUUAUCUCAAAUCAGUUCAAAAAACAUUAGUAACUUAUCUUUUCUUUUACCUAAUAUUCUUUCAGUUUUAACAAUAUUAAAUUCUUAUAAGAAUGGUAGAUUUUGGAGUUAUGAUAAGACUUCUAAAGAAAAGUUAUUAUCAUUUUUAACAGUAUCCUGUAAAAACCCCUACUUGGGCUUGUUUAAUGGUAUGUUUGCAUUAUAUGAAACCACCUCAACUUUAAAUGUUUUGGAUUAUUCUACUGAAUGGAAUCCUCUAUGGCAAAAUGCUAUUAAAGCUUUAAACGAUAGGCCAUUUUUAGGGCGUUUUGGUGCACAACUAUACUAUGAACUAUGGAGUAAUUAUUUCAAAUUUUUAAAGUAUAAUAAUACUUCAAUUGAUGAUGAGUUGAAACUCAAACUAGAAAACGAUAUAAUAGCAACAUUGCAUGCUAAAAUAGAUUUACAGGAAUUGCAUGAUUUGAGUAUAAUCAUUGCUGAAAAUAUAGAUCCAAAUUUUGUUACAACUAAAUUAGAAGAUGAAUUGAAAAUCAUCAUGUCAUCAUCUGAUUCCAAAGAAACAAAAUUUUUAAAAAAUCUCACAUUUUUGUUGAUAAAUUGUAAUAAUAAUGAAAACCCUGUUAAGAACUUUUUGGAAAACUUGAUUAAUAUCUUAACAAACUCUGACUUAAAGAGUAACCAAAUUCAACUGGAAAUUCUAAAUAUUUAUUCAUAUUUCUUUGAAUCAAAAUUACAAUUUAUUGGAGAUAAUUUACAAAAAUUCAUAGAUGAAAUUCCAAUAUUGGUUGAGGAAAUCAGCAUAGAAGUUUACAGCAAAAUUCUUCUCAAAUAUUCCAAAUCUCAAUAUGCAUCUGAUAAUAAUACAUUUAUCAAUUCGUUAAAUGAUUUUAUAACUGCUUCAACCUCUUUAGGUAUUCCAUCUUCUAAAUUAAUCCCAUUUUUAAACUCAUUUUCUUCAGAUAUUUUAAAGUUACUUAAAGAAGAAAGUGAUUCAUCAGUUAUUGAACUUGUCGAUAAUUGGAUAAGUACAUAUAGAUUUGAAGACAAUGGUGCAAUUUUGCAUGGUAACCUAUUUGAUGAACAAAUUAUUGCAAAAUUAUACAAGAAUGCAGAAUCUAAUAAUACCACUGAGUUAUUAAGUAUUAAUUUAUCAUCGUUAAAACUACCUUUGCAAAAAUAUUUGAUUGAUAAUACAGCAAUCUUGGAAAACAGUCUUUUCCAGGUGUCGCCAGAUGUCACUGACAGUCUAUUUAAACUAUGUCAUCCACAUUUGAAAGUUGAUACUCCACUAGCUAAGAAACUUGCAAAAAUCAUCCUUAAUAAUAUAAUAAAUUCUGACGACGAAGAAAAUUUUAAGUUAUCAUUAAAAUAUUCAGUAGAAUUGAUUAAUCAAAAUAUUGAAAUCUUAGAAGAAUUUUUACCAUCAAAUGUGGAAGAAUUAUUCAAUAGGUAUGUUCCUAUUAUUGAUGAUAAGGUAUCUCUAGUUAAUAGUUUUGAAUUGAAUACAUAUUUGGUAAACGGUAAAGAAGGUAGUUGGAAUUUGUUAGAUGUUAAGAAAGUUUUAAAACUUGGUAUUUUUGUCGAUUCUAUUUUAAUUCAAUUGCCAGAUUUUUUAACGGAUGAAAUUGCUGUAUUCUUGACUGUUUGUAGCCAAGUAAGUGACGAUUUUAACUGUAUAUCUUCCGUUCCUGAAGAGGCCCUAUCUGAUUUUAAUUUUACACUAUUUAAAUCGAAUGAAUAUUCAUUCGAUUUUCAAAGUAUUACCACUAAGUUAUUAGGUUUAGAUGGUCCAAGUGGUGAUAAUUUUACACUAGAUGUUUUAUUUGAUGAUGAUACUAGGCAGAGCAAUACUUAUUUUUUCUACAAGUCACGCAUCUUAUACAAGAUUUUACAAAAUGAGUCUGAUAAUAUAUCAGCUAUAUAUCUACAAGAAUUAUUACCCUCUAUCGAAAAAUACAUUGCCAAAACCAUUAGAGGGAAAGCAUCUACUGAAUAUGAGUAUAGAAAUGCUUUCUUACUUUUAAUUUGUUUAGAUAAAAUUAUUGAUGAUGAUAAAUUAACCAGGCUAAGAACAUUAAUGGCUUCAGAAUUGAUUGGUACUAAAGGUGAAGAACUGGCUGAUAGGACUUAUAAAACUAUAAUCUUGUUAAACAAUCUAUUGGGGGUAUCUUCGAAUAAAGAAUUUAUAGCUAUUACUCCACAAAGAUUAAUAAUGAUUGUUAAAAAUAUUAAUCAAUGGAUGGAUAGUGAUAUUGCUUUUGAACCAGAAUUUAUUCGUGCUCGUUUGGCGUUGUUAAACUUUUUGACCUCAUUAUUAAAGAUGCCUAGUACCAUAGAUACGUGUCCUUCAGUGAUAGAGCCUAGUGCAAGGUUACUUGCAGAUUCUAUUACGAUGUGUCAAUUGGAUGAUACCCCUUGUUAUUUAUCAUUACGUCUACAAUCUUUAAAACUUUAUCAAGAGGUAAUUAAAUAUGAGUCAAUUUUUGUUGAAAAUGAAUACUAUAAUGAAAUUAAUGAUGGUUUACUUGAAUUACCUUUUAUAAAUUUCUCUGAUGAAUGUAAUAACCAAAUUUCAGCUAUAUUUUAUCGCACAUUGAAUCAAACCUUGACAAAAAAUAAUCUUAAUUUGGAAUCUCAAUAUGAUAAAUUACUUACAAUGAUUGUAAGUGGAAAUAAUCUACAUAUUAAUAAAAUAAGAUUGACCGUAAGUUUGUUGCGAGAUAUUAUUCAAAAGAAACAACAAACUACGGUUAUUGAAUUCGAGUUUAGAACCAAAGAAACUACUGGAACUGAAAUCGAAGAAAAGGAAAUGAAAGCUUCUUCACCAAUUGAUGAAGCAUUUAAAUUGCCAGAAACUUUAGUUAAACUUCUUUCUACAGAGGUCCCUCAGGACUAUUUGGAAUAUGAAAAUGAAAUUUCAUUUAUUAAAUAUUUAUGGUAUUGGAAAUUAAUCUUGUGUUUUUUCAAAGAUAUUUCUUACAAUUUACGUCAAAAUUAUCUUGACCAACUAAAGAAUGAUGAAGAUUUAAUUAGUAAGAUGUUAUCGUUUUGUGCCGAUCAAAUUGAUUUACAAGAUAAAGAAUUUUGGGAUCAAGUUACUUCAGAUGAAUUAACAAAUUAUAGUAUCUCGGAUACUGAAUUUUCUCCAUAUAAGGAAGAAAUUCAAUUUGAGUGUAAGAAAUUAUUGGGAAAUAUUAUGUAUGAAUUAUUUAUCAAUGUGGGUUCCAUGUCAAGUUCGUGGUGGCUUAAUAUUAAAGAUAAAUCUUUACAGAAUAAAGUGGAAAAAUUUGUUAUUCAAUUUAUUUCACCUAUUUUAAUUGGUAAUGAAUUAGAUGAUCUUAAUAAUAAAAUGGAUAGAUUAAUUUCUGCAAAUGAUUCUCUAAAAAUUAAAAUUAAUAAAAUAACACAAGAAGUUAAGGCUAGUUAUUUAAUUGAUGAGCAAAAAUUAGAAAUUAGUUUCAAAUUACCAAUCAAUUACCCAUUAACAAACAUUGAAGCAAUUGGUAUUUCAAGAGUUGGUAUUAGUGAACAAAAAUGGAAACAAUGGAUUAUGUCCACCCAAAGAGUCAUCACUGGUAUGAAUGGUUCUGUUAUUGAUUGUCUUGAAUUAUUUACUAAGAAUGUUCGCUUACAAUUUUCUGGGUUUGAAGAAUGUGCAAUAUGUUAUUCUAUUUUACAUGCUGUUGAUAGGAAAUUACCAUCAAAGACAUGUCCUACAUGUAAUAAUAAAUACCAUGGUGCAUGUUUAUACAAAUGGUUUAGAUCAUCUGGUAAUAAUACUUGUCCAAUGUGUCGUAGUGAAAUUCCAUUCCGUAGAUAA